This is a messenger RNA of Suillus subaureus, 1353 nucleotides long. RefSeq lists its product as uncharacterized. The record is from RefSeq and is a predicted model, not a curated record. Gene Ontology annotation, molecular function: protein binding. The transcript is spliced from 5 exons. Lineage: Eukaryota; Fungi; Basidiomycota; Agaricomycetes; Boletales; Suillaceae. Bases 1 to 1353 code for a protein of 450 amino acids.
AUGACGGUUGCGAUUGGGUUCUUGUCACUCCCAACAGAGUUGAUAUGUCAUAUUCUAUUCCUCCUUGCUCCCAGGGACCUUUGUCGCUGUGCAAUGACAUGCAAGACCGUACAGAAUGCAGCCCAAAAUUCUAUCUACGUCCAAUACAAGCUUGAGCUGUAUGCUCAGGGCUUCACCGAGACAAGAACUCUAAACUCGAUCAGUGUUGACAGAAGGAUGUCCUCACUCAGGAAAUUGGAUCUUGUGGUCGUAGUUCCCUUGCCUGCUGUGUGCAUUGUGACCGGUGCCGAGCAAACUCGCCACAUCUUUUCGGUGGAGUUUCGGCUGGCUUCAUCCCUGCUUCCACAUCUAGAUUCUGUGGACGCUUCCUUGACGUGCCAACAUUCUUUUGAGGAAUCUGGUCAUUACCGUGUCAAUUUAACGCAAGAGCCUGCAAUCUGUGGGGAUCGUAUAGUUAUCCUCUAUUGCACAUCGGGCAUAGUGGGGUCCAACGAAUUCAUACAAGUGAUAGAUUGGAAAAGGGGGCAUGCGAAGAGUUAUCCUUUACGUGAAGAUGUUGCGGGUUUCCAUCUAGUUGAUGAACAGAAGUUUGUUGUCAUCGACACUCAGGGUGUUAUCACGUUGUAUACAUUACAAGAACACGGUUCACCUCAGCGCCGAGUCAUGUAUCGCCUUCAGGAAUCUGUGCGUGCGCCGUUCUACCUAUUCCAUGCCACCCCAUCGUUCCAUGGUGCAACAGCUUGUCCAGACCUUGAGCCCGGCUACGUGCCUUCUCCGGAGUCGCAAAUCAUUGUUUUAGAGACUCUCACAAACGCAUGCCCCGUGAUUUUAGUUAUCGAUAUGGUCAUCUUCUCAGGAAAAGCCUUGCACUCAGAGACGCCUGUCGAAGUUCCCUGGUCGGAGUGGGGACCCCAGUUUACGUGCUGCUUUCGGCAUCAUCCAAGCCACCAAAUCAGCGUGUUUGGUAGCAAAAUGGCUUAUGCUCUUCCUCGUUAUGCUCUCCCUCGGCCUCUUCCUCUGGAUCUCACCCCUAAAGGAUUAUGCACUGACACUUGUUUCUACGUGCACAUCUUGGACUUCAAUCAGCGAGUCAUCACUCGCGCGGAAAAUAUUCGCGACCCCGACUUACCAACCCGCUCUAUAUGCAAGCCUUCUGAUCAUUCCCAUGGACCCAUCAUCUCGAAUUGUCCUUACAUUGCCGCUAUCUGUCGCAUUCAAUUUUCGCCUUACGGCUUUGCCAGGUUAUUCUUGGAAAAUGAUCGACUUACUUUAACAUGGUUGCGGGAUGGCACGGUUCAUAUCCAGGUCAUUUCCCCUGCACAGAUGGAGGUCGACUCGAACCUUGUGCACUAG